This is a messenger RNA of Durusdinium trenchii, 1036 nucleotides long. Lineage: Eukaryota; Dinophyceae; Suessiales; Symbiodiniaceae. The record is from the annotation of a GenBank genome assembly.
CAAUGGAAGAGCCAAUUGGCAGAUGUGCCCACGGGCUCUGAGCGGUUGUCGGAGGCCUUUCAGGAGGUGGAACAGCUGCUGCGGACAGGUCGACCUGCACAGAUCUUGGAGUCCAAAGAGACGCCAGGUGAUGGCAUGGGCCUUCCAUAUGGCAUCGCUUCACCCAAUGCGCGGUCAAGUGUGCUUCAGCACGCACGAUCGAGCGUGCUUCAGCAUGCACGGUCGAGCGUACUGCAGCCAUCGCCACUCAACAAGGUACGUUCAGCACCAACGCUACCUAAAGUGCGACAGGUUUGGAAGUACGGUGAGCACUUGUUCUUUUCAUUUUACUUGGAGCCAUGACAAAGCGUGGCGGCGGAGACAAAGAGUUGCAAGCCGUGCAGCAGUUGCCAAAGACGUUCUCGCUUGACAAUCCAGGAGAUGGACUGCAUGGUUCCUGGAAGUCUGAGAAAGGCAAGUGCACCAUCGGUAAAGAUCCCGUCACAGCUCGUCUCUCCUAUACUGAGCCAGUGGGCGAAGAGCGAGUGCAUGGAUGGCUGGAUCCAGUUUCCGGUGAGGAGUCGCUCUGGCACGGCACCCUUGUGUUGCUGAAGGCCGGUGAAGGGCCAUGGUAUGGCCCUUCCUUUGGACCGCCACCAGAGGUGGUGGGUGAUAUUAAUGUGAGACUCUUGAAGGGUGAUAAGCCAGGAAUGGAGACGCAGAUUCGCAUGCAAGAUGAGGAGGAGUGGUCAGAACUGACCAAGUUUGAACUGGAGGAGGGGGCUGAAGAAAAGCCAAUGCCCAAGCCUGAUCUAAGCAAUUUGCUCCCGAUGGAAGAGCGAAGCGAGUCUCGCGAGACAUAGCCUCCUCGGGGCAAAAGCAUCGCAAUUUGAGUUCUUGUUCUCAUUUGAACAGUUGACUAGUCGCGCUAUGUUGAGCUUCUGUUGUGACCCGGUAUGGUGUUGUCGUCGAAAUACAGACAUGUCAUCCAAACCGUGCUUGGCCCAAAUCGCCUUUUCCACGACCGCGACCGGAGGCCAAGCCUGUUGAACCUGAA